Fonsecaea nubica is the source of this 1416-nucleotide messenger RNA. Its product is annotated as carbamoyl-phosphate synthase arginine-specific small chain. NCBI's taxonomy places the organism in Eukaryota, Fungi, Ascomycota, Eurotiomycetes, Chaetothyriales, Herpotrichiellaceae. Gene Ontology annotation, biological process: L-arginine biosynthetic process; L-glutamine metabolic process; 'de novo' pyrimidine nucleobase biosynthetic process. The record is from RefSeq and is a predicted model, not a curated record. Bases 1 to 1416 code for a protein of 471 amino acids. Gene Ontology annotation, cellular component: carbamoyl-phosphate synthase complex; cytoplasm. Gene Ontology annotation, molecular function: carbamoyl-phosphate synthase (glutamine-hydrolyzing) activity. The transcript is spliced from 2 exons.
AUGUUUUCAAAAGCUUUGAAACAGUCGACUUUAUUGCCCAAAGCGGCCAACAUCUUCUCGGGAGCCUCUGCCCUACGAGCUCGAUCGCUGGCGACUGUGGCGGACAACACCACUCGACAACAGCAGUUCAAAAGCACCACCCCGACUCGAGAAAGGGCGACAUUUACCAUCCGUAACGGACCGAUCUUCGACGGCGUAUCCUUUGGUGCUCGGAGCAACGUCUCGGGAGAGGCCGUGUUUACUACCUCGCUUGUGGGAUAUCCUGAGUCACUCACCGAUCCCUCAUACCGUGGCCAGAUUCUGGUCUUUACUCAACCCCUGAUCGGUAACUAUGGUGUUCCCUCCAACGCUCGAGACGAGCAUGGCCUUUUGAAAUACUUUGAGAGCCCGAACAUUCAAGCAGUGGGCGUGGUGGUUGCGGACGUGGCAGAGAAAUAUUCCCACUGGACUGCUGUGGAGAGUCUGAGCGAGUGGUGUGCAAGGGAAGGCGUUCCAGCCAUCAGUGGUGUUGACACCCGGGCCAUUGUGACCUUUUUGCGAGAGCAAGGUUCCAGCCUGGCUAGAAUCACCAUCGGAGAAGAAUACGACGCAGAUCAGGACGAAGCCUUUAUUGAUCCGGAGCAGAUCAACCUUGUGCGAAAGGUCAGCACCAAAGCUCCCUUUCAUGUCAGCGCUGCGUCUCCUAAUGCCCACAUCGCCGUGAUCGAUUGUGGUGUCAAGGAGAAUAUUCUUCGCAGCCUCGUCAGCCGAGGUGCCAGUGCCACUGUCUUCCCAUUCGACUAUCCGAUCCACAAGGUUGCUCAUCACUUCGAUGGCGUUUUUAUCUCCAACGGCCCUGGUGAUCCAACCCACUGCCAAGAUACUGUCUACCAUCUGCGGAAGUUGAUGGACUCGUCUCAAAUUCCCAUCUUUGGAAUCUGUUUGGGCCACCAGCUCCUUGCUUUGGCCGCUGGAGCCAGGACCGUCAAACUCAAGUAUGGCAAUCGAGCACACAAUAUCCCAGCUCUCGAUCUUACGACCGGGAAAUGCCACAUCACCAGCCAGAAUCAUGGAUAUGCGGUGGAUGCAGCAACCCUGCCAAAAGGCUGGAAGCCUUACUUCCUCAAUCUGAACGACAACUCUAACGAAGGUCUUAUCCACGAAUCUCGACCCAUUUUCUCGACGCAGUUCCAUCCGGAAGCCAAGGGUGGUCCGCUUGACUCGUCAUACUUGUUCGACAUGUACCUGGACAAUGUACAGAAAUACAAGGAGAGCCAGGCGGCGUCUCAGCCUUACCGAGACAGCAAACCAAGUCCUCUCCUGGUCGAUCUCCUGGCGAAGGAGCGAGUGGGUGUCGACUUGACCCAAGGCAUUCAGAACAUGAUGGCCUCGACGACGCAGGAACCUGAGCGCGUAUACGCAGCUGGCGCAGCAUAA